GCACAUACCGGGCCGACACGGCCCAGGCGGCACACACUGCUGCGCCACGGCGUCGCUCAGCGAGCGCACAGCCGGCACACUGCCCGGCGAAGACGGGGCGUGGUGGCGGCCAGAAGCUGGGGAUAGUUCUUAUCACGCGCCCAAAGCACAACGACAACAAGCCCGGGCAUGGUUUAUAACCUCCCCGUCUGACAGUCUAGUCCCCAACUAUAACAUAACCCUCUUCUCAUCAUGCUCGCGCUCACACUCGCGGGAGCGCUCAUGGCGCUAGCGCCGCUGGCGUCGGCGCAGGUCAAGCCCUCGGGGCCGGUGUGGAUGCCCCCGCCAGCGACGGAAGGUCUCGUCGCGGCCACGUCCAACUCGUCUGGACCAAACAAGCAGUGGACGACGGCACUCGGCAACGCGCUCUACUUUUACGACGCGCAGCGCAGCGGCAACCUCAGCCUCGGGACGUACGGCAACCGCGUGCCAUGGCGCAACACGACGCUGCUCAACGACGGCAGUGACUGGGGGCUCGACCUCAGCGGCGGGUUCCACGACGCAGGCGAUUACAUCAAGUGCACGUUCCCGUUCGGGUUCACCAUGUUUGCGCUGUCGUGGGGCGCGCUGUCGUUUGGGCCAGGCUUCGAUGCGUCCAACCAGACGCCGUACAUGGACGCGACGCUCCGCUGGGGCUUUGACUGGCUCAUCAAGGCGCACCCGAGCAACGACACGCUGUUCGUCCAGGUGGGCAACACGACGCUCGACAACAACUACUGGGGCGGCGACCUCCACAUUCCCGAGCCCCGCCCAGCGUUCCCAGUCAACCGCACCCACCCGGGCACCGACGUGUGGACGUCGACGGCGGCCGCGUUCGCCAUGGGCGCCAUGGCGUACGACGGCGGUCUGUGGAACACGUCCAAGAGCGCGCUCGCACCAACGUCGCUCAAGGACGCAAACUACUCGGCCACGCUCCUCCAGCACGCCAAGACGCUGUACGAGGUCGCCAACACCACGACCAAGGCCAACUUUUUCGCAUCCAUCCCCGAGGUCGGCGAAGCGUACGUCAGCUAUGGGUGGAACGACACGAUGGCGACCGCGGCACUCGCGCUCGCCGCGGCCACCAACGACUCGGCGUACUACCUCGACGCGUACAACACGUACGUCGAGUACAACAUGACGGCGUACCGCGGCUCGUGGUGCUGGGAGGGCCGCAUCCCGGCCCUGUACGUGCUGUUCGUUGAGGUUGCUACUGCUCGGCCCAACCUUGCAGCUGGCGCCGGGCUGGCAAACAACCUUACCGGGUGGCAGACCGAGGCCGAGGCGUACUUUGACUACAUUGUCGCGGGCAACAACGGCGCCGGCGGCCUCACACCGCCUCACCAGUUGCCUGGCGGCACCACCCCUGCAGGCCUGGUGUACUACUCGCCGUACUCGGACAACAACACACUGCAGCCCGUCAUUGCGCUCGUGCACCUCCUGUUCAGGUACGCGCCGCUCGCGUCCUCGACCUCCAAGGCUGCAACCUACCUGGCGUUCGCCAACAGCCAGCUCGACUACAUCCUCGGCAAGAACCCCAUGAAGCGCGUGUACAUGGUCGGCCUGCACCCCAACUCGCUGCAGAACCCGUCCAGCGCGCCGGCGUCGGGCGGACAGGACGUGCUCGACGUGCGCAACGACCCAAAGACGGAAGCAUACGUCAUCUACGGCGCGAUCCCCGGCGGCCCGCUGCGCUCCGACAAGUUCUGGGACUUCCGCGACGACUGGGUCGAGACUGAGCCCGCGCUCGACUACAGCUCGAGCUUCCCCGCCAUCGCGGCGUACAAGAUCGCCACGGGCGCCGACGACCCGUACUAUGUCCACCUGGAGGCCGGGACGGCCGUGAACCCGAAGGGCGUGCCAUGCGACAACGCGCUUCCGUGUGAACCCAAGAAGAAGCUCAAGGGUGGGGCGAUCGCGGGCAUUGUGGUUGGCAGCGUCGUCGGUGCGGCACUGAUCGGGGCUGUGGCGUGGCUCAUCAUUCGCAGGCGCCGCGCCAGUGGCUACGACGAAAGCCCCGCUGUAACAAAGUAGCUCGAAACAAGUUGCCAAGAAGUGAAACACAUCGUGCCGCCCGCUCGAGAGCAAGACGUACAGAAGAGACAAACGUCGGGUCGCCCGCCCUCAUGUGAACUGGUCCUAAUUAUGCAUAUACUACAACACGA
This is a messenger RNA of Vanrija pseudolonga, 2183 nucleotides long. RefSeq names its product Endoglucanase E-4. Gene Ontology annotation, molecular function: hydrolase activity, hydrolyzing O-glycosyl compounds. Bases 232 to 2052 code for a protein of 606 amino acids. The transcript has 2 exons. Gene Ontology annotation, biological process: carbohydrate metabolic process. The record is from RefSeq and is a predicted model, not a curated record. NCBI's taxonomy places the organism in Eukaryota, Fungi, Basidiomycota, Tremellomycetes, Trichosporonales, Trichosporonaceae.